Molecule: messenger RNA, 1389 nt
Organism: Medioppia subpectinata
Lineage: Eukaryota; Metazoa; Arthropoda; Arachnida; Sarcoptiformes; Oppiidae
Source: the annotation of a GenBank genome assembly
AUGCUAUACAAUUCUUGCGGAGAAAGACAAUUUAAUGUUCAAAAAUUUUUCGUUUCGGCCGAUAAACGCUUUGUGUUAUUAGUUCACGACAUCAGAAAAACAACAUAUUAUUCAUUCAAAGCCAAGUAUAAGAUAUAUAACAUAACAAAUGAACACAUCAUAAGCCUAACGACUUUGGGAGGCAAUCAAGACCUGGAUUUUGCAGAAUUUGGUCGAAACGGCAAUCAAAUAGUAUAUAUCUAUCAAAACAAUAUUUAUUACAAAAACUCUGUCAGCGAUAACGCAAUCGCUGUGAUAAAGAGUGGUCAACCGGGGAUUGUCUAUAACGGAGUCCCCGAUUGGCUGUACGGCGAACGCAUAUGGAAGACAAAUCGGGCCCUUUGGUGGAACCCCUUCGGCACAAGACUUUGUUUCGCCACAUUUGAUGACAGUCUUGUGGACACCGUUUCCUAUAUUAAGUACGGCUCGUAUGAAAGCACCAGUAAUAUAAUGCCAGAGAUUAUGAGUAUUAAGUACCCAAAGCCGGGGACAACCAAUCCGUCGGUAACCCUAUGGGUCGUUGACUUAACCACACCAUCGACUCCCAGAAGAUUAGAACAGAAGGAUAUGAAAGGUGAACAUUAUCUGACAUCUGUCUCGUGGAUCGACAGCCAGUCCUUGACUACUGUAUGGAUGAGAAGACAACACAACUGUUCGUUAAUAAGCAUUUGUUCAGAAAAGUCGGAUUGGAUUUGUAAAAAAAAUUUCGAGGACUGUAUUGGAGAGAAACGGAUGGCUUGGAGUGAGCUCUUCGAUCCUCCAGUGAUUACAUCCGAUAAAAAGCAUUAUUUAAUUCGUUUGCCAUCCAAUGGAGACAACACUAAUAAAUUGAGACAAAUAUCUGGGAUAUCAAUAGGGUCUGAAAUUCAAAAGUUUAUUACAAAAGAGGAUAACGAUGUGACACAAGUGCUAGCAUUUAGUGGAGUAAACGACACUGUCUUCUAUGAGGCAACUCUAGCUAUAUCUCCGCCACAAAAACAUAUAUUCAGAAAAUCUAAAAUAUUUACGGCUGAAGCCGGAGAUGCCAUAUGUCUCACAUGCAAUCAAAUUGACCGCAACUGCACGUAUCAAACGGCUAUUUUUAGCCCCAAUGCACACCAUUUCAUGUUAAUAUGUUUGGGAAUGGUAUUAAAAUUGGGUUCUGAGGAAAAGCUCCAGAAUUUGCUACAAUUUCGCGCUUUUCCACAGUUUAGGACAUUUCAAGUGCCGAUCAGAGACUAUCUGGCGAACGUUAAGCUUAUACUUCCUCCCGGACUCCGAGAGAAUGAAGAAAUCAAAUUUCCAUUAGUGGUCCAAAUUAAAAUCGGUGCUUCAAAUUCAAGCACUAAAACAAACUUGAUUCACUAUUAG